CACUAACGUAUACAUUUGGAUUUUUAGAAAACAGCAACUGCUGUUGCCCACUGUAAAAGAGGAAAUGGCCUCAUUAAAGUAAAUGGAAGACCGCUGGAAAUGAUUGAGCCCAGAACUCUGCAGUACAAACUGCUUGAACCUGUCCUUCUCCUGGGCAAAGAACGCUUUGCUGGUGUUGACAUCAGAGUCCGUGUGAAGGGUGGUGGCCAUGUAGCACAAAUCUAUGCUAUCCGUCAAGCUAUUUCCAAAGCAUUGGUGGCUUACUAUCAAAAAUAUGUUGAUGAAGCUUCCAAGAAAGAGAUCAAGGAUAUUCUAAUCCAGUAUGAUAGGACUCUGCUGGUCGCAGAUCCACGCCGUUGCGAGUCCAAGAAAUUCGGAGGACCUGGUGCCCGUGCACGCUACCAGAAGUCUUACCGUUAAAGUUGUUCUACAAUCUUGUGACAGUCAAUAAACAGGAAAAGAAUUUGAUAAAUA
Struthio camelus australis is the source of this 474-nucleotide messenger RNA. The record is from RefSeq and is a predicted model, not a curated record. Lineage: Eukaryota; Metazoa; Chordata; Aves; Struthioniformes; Struthionidae.